Chroicocephalus ridibundus (black-headed gull) is the source of this 2510-nucleotide messenger RNA. RefSeq names its product kinesin family member 17 (gene KIF17). The transcript has 14 exons. Bases 1 to 2394 code for a protein of 797 amino acids. Gene Ontology annotation, molecular function: microtubule binding; ATP binding; microtubule motor activity. Gene Ontology annotation, cellular component: microtubule associated complex. The record is from RefSeq and is a predicted model, not a curated record. Gene Ontology annotation, biological process: microtubule-based movement; spindle elongation; mitotic spindle organization. NCBI's taxonomy places the organism in Eukaryota, Metazoa, Chordata, Aves, Charadriiformes, Laridae.
AUGGCCUCGGAGGCGGUGAAGGUGAUCGUGCGCUGCCGGCCCAUGAACGAGCGUGAGAAGGCUCUCGGCUGCAAGGCGGUCGUCAGCAUGGAGAGCGCACGGGGCCAGUGCUUCCUCCAAAACCCCGCCGCCGCCGGCGAGCCCCCCAAGCAGUUCACCUUCGAUGGGGCCUACUACCAAGAGCACAACACGGAGCAGAUCUACAACGAGAUCGCCUACCCGCUGGUGGAGGGUGUCACCGAAGGCUACAACGGCACCAUAUUUGCCUAUGGCCAGACUGGCAGCGGGAAGUCAUUCACCAUGCAGGGAAUCGUGGAUCCUUCUACGCAGAAAGGCAUAAUACCCAGGGCAUUUGAACACAUUUUUGAGAGCGUACAGUGUGCUGAAAAUGCCAAGUUCUUGGUGAGAGCUUCCUACCUGGAGAUUUACAAUGAAGACAUACGAGACCUUCUUGGAGCUGACACCAAGCAGAAGUUGGAGCUGAAGGAGCACCCAGAGAAAGGGGUGUACGUGAAGGGGCUCUCCCUGCACACCGUGCAGAGCGUGGUCCAGUGCGAGCGGAUCAUGGAGACAGGCUGGGGAAACCGAGCAGUGGGUUACACCCUCAUGAAUAAGGACUCUUCCCGCUCCCACUCCAUCUUUACUGUCAAUAUGGAAAUCUACACCGUAGAUGAGCGAGGGCAGGACCACCUUAGGGCCGCAAAACUCAAUUUAGUGGAUCUGGCAGGAAGCGAGAGACAGUCAAAAACUGGAGCCACAGGGGACCGGCUCAAAGAGGCCACCAAAAUCAACCUGUCCCUCUCAGCUCUGGGCAACGUCAUCUCGGCCCUAGUCGAUGGCAGGUGUAAACACAUCCCCUACCGAGACUCAAAGCUGACCAGGCUGCUGCAAGAUUCCCUCGGAGGGAAUACCAAGACACUGAUGGUAGCUUGCUUAUCUCCGGCUGAUAACAACUAUGACGAAAGCCUCAGUACUUUGCGCUAUGCUAAUCGAGCAAAAAACAUCAAGAACAAGCCCUGUAUCAACGAGGACCCCAAGGAUGCUCUGCUGAGGGAGUAUCAGGAGGAGAUUAAGAAGCUGAAGGACAUUCUAGCUGAACAGAUGAGCACGAAUAACUUGUCAGGGCUUCUACCUGCUGAGACUGCUCGCCUGGCAGCAAAGCCAGCUCCCCUCAAACCCCAGUUAGAUCUUGAAGCAGAGAAGCAGCUGAUGAGAGAGGAGUACGAAGAGAGGCUGACCCAACUAAAGGCCAGCUACGAAGCGGAACAGGCGUCCCGUGCCCGCCUCGAAGAGGACAUCAGUCGCCUGAGGAAUCACUAUGAUCUCAAGCUGUCUGCUCUCGAGGAGAACCUCAGGAAGGAAGCAGCUGCCACAAGGACUGAAACUACUCCUGACGAGACACCUUUGCCCGAAGACUCUGUUGCUGCAGCAGAUGAAGAACCAACAUCAGCGCAGGCCCCAGGAGCGCCUCGGGCUUUCCCAGACGCUGGCGGUGCGAGCCGGGGGAGCGCUGGAGCAGAGGUGGCCGUCCCUGCUGAGGGGACUUCAUUGCCUGCAGAGCAGCAGCAGGUGCUCGCCAGGCUGCAGAUGCUGGAGCGACAGGUGGUAGGAGGGGAACAGGCUAAAAACAAGGACCUCAAAGAAAAGCGUAAACGCCGGAAAAAAUACGCGGAUGAGCGGAGGAUGCAGCUGGUGGCUGCCCUGCAGCAAUCUAACGAGGACAGCAGCGACUGGGUCCUGCUUAACGUCUACGACUCCAUCCAGGAGGAGGUUCGAGCCAAGAGCAAGCUUCUGGAGAAGGUGCAGGAAAAGCUGCGGGCUGCCGAGACCGAGAUCAAAGAUCUGCAGUCGGAGUUUGAGCUGGAAAAGAUCGAUUACCUGGGCACCAUCCGCCGCCUGGAGCGAGACCUGCUGCUCUUCCAGCAGCUGCUGGAUCAGGUGCAGUCCCUCGUCCGCCGCGACUGCAACUACAGCAAUCUGGAGAAGAUCAAGCGCGAAUCCGUCUGGGAUGAGGAAACGGGCUGCUGGAAAAUUCCAGAGCCCGUCGUUCAAAAAACCCGCCUGCCCGCAGCGGUUCCAGCCCUGCUGCAGCCCCAGCCUGCCCGAAGCAGCCCCGCGGCCGAGAGCGGAGACUGCACGCCGGAGGAGGAUCGCUACAAGCUGGUGCUGAACCGCAGCGACAGCGAGACGGCCGCCAACAACUACUUUGGACCCCGGCGCGCCAGCCGCAUCCUCCAGCCCGACCCGUCCCGGCACAAAGCUCCCCCGGGGCACGAGGUGGCCGCCCUGCUCCGGCCCCGGCCAUUCCGCCUCCAGGCCCUCGCCUUGACCCCGCCGAAUGCCAACACCAAGCGCAAAAAAGGCAAAGGCGGCUCCGGCAGCCGCCCCCUCUGACUGCGCAGUGUCCGGCCUCGCAGGAUGAUGCCAAAUCUCUGUGGGUUUGCACCCAAAACACUCUUGCUCUACGUCAGGGCAUGGGACAGAGGGUGAGCUCAUUGUCACGGUGUCGU